Messenger RNA from Thalassophryne amazonica, 1922 nucleotides. RefSeq names its product caspase 9, apoptosis-related cysteine peptidase (gene casp9). Gene Ontology annotation, cellular component: cytoplasm. Gene Ontology annotation, biological process: intrinsic apoptotic signaling pathway in response to DNA damage; regulation of apoptotic process; apoptotic process. Lineage: Eukaryota; Metazoa; Chordata; Actinopteri; Batrachoidiformes; Batrachoididae. The record is from RefSeq and is a predicted model, not a curated record. The transcript is spliced from 10 exons. The coding region runs from base 266 to 1543 and encodes 425 amino acids.
UAUAUUCUCAAACGCACCAUGUUGUUUUUCUUUGUCUGUGAACCAAUCACAGCUGGCAAUGAUGUAAACAAGGAAAUGGGGAGCAUAACGGAGCGCACACGCACAAAAAAUUACAAGAAAUGACAAGGAAACGUCGGGUAUUUCUCGUAUAGACAAGGUGUACCAACACUAUUAAAACAGAGGCUUUGCGGAUAUUUUAGAAUAUUGCUUAAAAGAAGACUGAGGGACAGAAAUUUGUUGUGACGGCUCCGUCUGUACGUUGAAAAUGGAGGAAAGACACCGGAGGAUUCUUCGACGAUACAGGGUGGAACUUGUGAAGUUGGACCCAACACAACUCUAUGAUUCCCUUCUACAAAAAGAUGUUUUCACCCAAGACAUGAUCAGUGAGAUCAAGCAUAGGUAUGCACCCGGACGCGACCAGGCCAGGCAGCUUGUCCGUGUCUUGGAGACUUGUGGUAGUCGUGCUUUUCCAUUAUUUCUGGAGUGUCUUCUUCAGGCAGAGCAGCACAGCUUGGAAGAACUCUUAAAAAAUGGAGCACCACCAAUUCACCUGCAGCCGUCUACGCCCGUCUCGACUGUAUACCCCGUUAUCCACCCCCUUCCAGUUUCCUCACCUAUCAAAAUCUGUCCAUCACAGGAAACCAGUAUUUCUCUCAGUCCAUCACCUGAUACCGACUACAUAAGACCAUCGCCAACAGGCAGAACAAGGCGAGACAGUAUUCAGUGCUACAAAAUGGAUGCCAGCCCAUGUGGUCACUGCCUAAUCAUAAACAACGUGGAGUUUGAACAUCGGAGUGAGCUCAAAAAUCGAACAGGGUCCAACAUAGACUCCGACAAGUUGGAGAGACGAUUCAAGGCACUCAACUUUAUUGUGGAAGUCAAGAUGAACCUGAAAUACAAACAAAUCAGACAUGAGAUGUCAGCUUUAUCCAAGAAGGACCAUUCCCAGUAUGACUGCUGUGUGGUCAUCAUGCUGUCCCAUGGGACGGAGGCGAGUCAUAACCGAUUUCCUGGUGCUGUGUACGGGGUGGAUGGACAGGCUGUUCCAGUCCAACAGAUUACAAACUACCUCAAUGGCCAGCAUUGCUCAUCCCUGCAGGGCAAACCUAAACUUUUCUUCAUCCAGGCCUGUGGAGGAGAAGAAAAAGACAUAGGCUUUGAUGUGUCAACCGACGAGGUGGAGCCAUCUGUUGGUGGACUCGAUGAUGAAACGGAUGCCAUUCCAACAUCAUCCAGCAGCGAUUCUCUGAGUAUGUCUGACGAAACAGACGCUCGGGCCACGCUGCCCACCCCGAGUGACAUUCUAGUAUCUUACUCUACUUUUCCAGGGUAUGUGUCUUGGAGAGACCCCAUGUCAGGUUCCUGGUAUGUCGAGGUACUGGACCAGAUCCUGAAGGAAAAUGCUGCUACAGCUGACCUGUUCACAAUGUUGACAAUGGUUAACAAUGAAGUGUCCCAAAACUCUGCAAAAGGGGUCUUCAAGCAGAUGCCCAGCUCCUUUAACUCCCUUCGCAAACAUCUGUACUUUCAAACACAACCAUGAAGGUGAACUUCAAUCUGACAAUGAACAUGACUGCAGGAAAGGUUUAUUUCUGUAUCCAUAGGAAGUAACAAUUAUUUCUGGGGUUUUGUAAGAUGUUCUGAAAUAUGGUUAUGCCUUUUCAAAAAUCACUUUUUAUAAUUACUGACUUUUAUAACAACGGGCAACUUUUUCUAAUGAUAAUUUUAGUAAAUAAUGUUUAAUGUCAACAGCUUUUGUAAUGAAAAGUGGAUCUUUUGUGAAUGUGGUUUGGUUCAGUUCAUGUUUUUGUUUUCUUUUUGUUCUAUCUACACAGCAGGGGUGGUGGCCAAGUGGUUAAUGCACUUGGUUUCAGUUCAGAAGGUUCCGGGUUCAAAUCCCUCCCCUGCCACAUUUCUCCAUG